Molecule: messenger RNA, 327 nt
Organism: Mucor velutinosus
Lineage: Eukaryota; Fungi; Mucoromycota; Mucoromycetes; Mucorales; Mucoraceae
Product: low-affinity Fe(2+) transport protein
Exons: 2
Coding region: 1-327 (108 amino acids)
Biological process (GO): cellular response to oxidative stress
Cellular component (GO): cytoplasm
Molecular function (GO): glutathione disulfide oxidoreductase activity
Source: RefSeq, a predicted model, not a curated record
AUGGCAAGCGGCAGUCAAGGAGUCAAUGUCCCAGACAUGAUCAAUGAAUUGAUCACAAAGAAUAAAGUUAUGGUGUUUAGCAAAUCUUAUUGUCCGUAUUGCCUCGAAGCCAAGGACUUGCUUAGGGAGCUGAACAUUGCAUACAAAGCGAUCGAGUUGGACCAAGAUCCAUUAGGUUAUGUGAUUCAGCAAACACUGGCUGAUAUGACAGGACAAUGGACCGUACCCAACAUUUUUAUCAAUGCAACAUCUAUUGGCGGGUAUGAUGAUCUUGACGCAUUGCACAUCAAAGGAACAUUACAAGAAAUGGUAGCAGCAGCAGAAUAG